Messenger RNA from Hevea brasiliensis (rubber tree), 3670 nucleotides. Its product is annotated as protein SUPPRESSOR OF GENE SILENCING 3-like. The annotation marks the transcript as partial. NCBI's taxonomy places the organism in Eukaryota, Viridiplantae, Streptophyta, Magnoliopsida, Malpighiales, Euphorbiaceae. Gene Ontology annotation, biological process: regulatory ncRNA-mediated gene silencing; defense response to virus. The record is from RefSeq and is a predicted model, not a curated record. The transcript is spliced from 8 exons.
GGUUCAUCUACUGUUAGAUGCUGGAUAUCCAGAAGGAUUGCAGUUCAAGAGUCUCUAAAGACCCCUCUCUUCAUUUGUCAAUUGCCAACUUCUGAGCGAAGUGCCGAGCCAUCGCUUCAUAUGGAGAUAAGAAGUGAAUCGCCUCUGAUUUUCUGUGAAAUUUGCAGGGAAAGGAAAGAAAAUCAUCAGCUGAUCAAGAAUGGGAACUGUGGUCACCCAUUUUGCUUGGAAUGUAUAAGCAAACAUGUGGAGGAAAAGAUCAAAUUGGGCAUGAAAUUUGUUGCAUGUCCAGGCUUAAACUGUGAAUGUAUCCUACAAUUGCAGACAUACAAGCAUUUUCUCUGCAAGGAUGUGCUCGACCUGUGGGAAAAGGCACUGUCUGUGGAGCUAGUUCCAAACUUUACUUGCAGGAAAGAAUUGCUUGUGAAGACGGGUUCAAAAAAUGGCAAGGGAAAGCUUUUGACUGCUAGAACCACUAAAAAACUAUCACCACUGGAGGUGAAAAAAACUGUGCAGUUUAGUCAGCGUGUAGCAGGUACUGAUAAUUCGGCAGGAGCUGAUAGCAAGCAGAUAGUUCCUGAAAGGAAGACAGCAGCAAUAAAUGUUCCAAAUAGUUUCCUUUUGCAGCCUAGAGAGGUUCAAUCAGCGCUGCACCACAGAUAUAAUUCUCAUUCUGUAUUAUCUCUCAGCGGAGGAAAUGAAGUGCCCAAAUCAUCUUAUAGCUGUUUCAAGGACAUGCCUCCAAUAUUUGAUGACAUCACACCUAUGCCACCAAGACUGAAUAGGCAACAGAGUGCUGCUUCCAGUCCAUGGAAGGGUUCAGUAGACAGCGAAGAAAAAGUAGCAGAUGAUGUAGAGAAAUUUGAAACUGCUUUUUCUGGUGAUACUACUGCUGCAAAUGAGGAUGAUAGUGACUCUGAUGCAUUGCCCGAUACGGAUGACUAUGAUUCGGAAGCAAGUCCAAGGAGCCCUGAGAGUUGCAAGAAGAGCAAAUGGUUCAAGAAAUUUCUUGAGGGAUUGGAGUAUUUAAGUACAGAGGAGAUCAAUGACCCAGCUAGACAGUGGCACUGUCCUUCAUGUCAAGGAGUUGCAGGUGCCAUCAAACGGUACUUAGGCCUGCAGACCCUGAUGAAGCAUGCCAAAACCAAAGGGUCAAGAAGGUUGAGGCUCCACAGAGAGCUUGCACAACUGUUGGAAGAGAAGUUGCAUGGUAGUCAGGCAACUUCUGCUGCUCUAGGUGGUGAAGCAUGUGGUAAGUGGAAAGGUCCAAAAGAAGAAAAGAAACAUCAUGAGAUAGUUUGGCCUCCUAUGGUUGUUGUUGCAAAUACAACCCACAAAAAGGAUGAGAACAAUAAGUGGAUUGGUAUGACAACUCAACAGCUGCUGGACUUGUUCAGCUCAUACAAUGCUAUUGUCAAGGCUCAACACUUCUACAAUUCGAAUGGACAUUGUGGGAUGGGUAUUUUGAUUUUUGAGAGCUCAGUGAGAGGUUAUUUAGAGGCAGAGUGGCUGCAUAGGCAUUUUGCAGAGGAACAAACAGGUAGAAAUGCUUGGAAUAAUCGACCAGUCUACUUCAUACCCACUGGGGAGCGCCAACUUUAUGGUUACAUGGCAAUGAAAGAAGAUGUGGACACCUUCAACUGGUACUAUUUGAAAGGUAAGCCUAAGCUGAAAUAUGAGAUGAGAUCCUACGAAGAAAUGGUGGUGAAUGGAAUUAGGCAAAUGAGUGAAGACAACCUUCAGCUUCCCUGGUUGCAAAACAGAGUUGCCGAGCAACAAAGCCAUGCAAAAGACCUUGAAGAGUCCAUUGGCAUGUUGAAGGAAAAACUAGACAAGGCAAAUAAAGACUUGGAGAUCUUGAGACUAAAAGCCAAACAGCAGCAUGAGCAGGACAUGGAAGAGAUGGACUUUCUAGAGCAAUUUUACAAGGACCAAAUCAGAAAUAUUCUUGAAGCAAGAAAAGAUGGAGAUUUUCAGAAUACGCAGCAGAAGGAAGUGCAAGAAAAUGCAGAGCAAUCAAAUGCAAACCCUUCAAACAGAAAUGAUUACAUAAAGAACACAGAGCAAGAAAAGGGACGAGUGACAGAGAGCUAUGAGCCGAUUAUACAAGAAAACAUCAAUAUAGCUCCGAUUGGUAGGGAGGAGACAAUGUUCAGGACAGUGAUGGGAAGGAGACUCAAAACUGAGCCAGCUUCUAGAGGUGGAAAAUGCCUUGAUUACCGGGAAAAGGCAAGAACUGCAAGACAAGAGUUUUUUAAGGGAAAGUUCAUCAUGGCAGACCCUGGUGGAUGGCCUAUUAAAAUAACGAACGUCAUGCUCUUGAGUUUGGUUCUGAUGUGUUACUGUUUUCAAAAAAACAACAUAGUAUACACGGCUUUUAAAUUGGAUGCGCUUUGUUUAAAGGUUGCUCCUGCAUUGAUUAAAGCAAAGUAUGCGACCACAGUCCACAAUUCCUAUUCUUGAUCAGCUGAUCAUUUGGCUUUUCCCUCAGGUUGAGCACAUCCUGAGAGAGAAAAUGGUUGUAUAUCUGCAAUUGUAGGACACAUUCACAGUUUAAGCCUGGACAUGCAACAAUUUUCAUGCUCAAUUUGAUCUUUUCCUCCACGUGUUUGCUUAAACAUUCCAAGCAAAUGGGUGACUACAGUUCCCAUUGUUGAUCAGCUGAUCAUUUUCUUUCAUUUCCCUACAAUUUUCACAGAACCCAUUGGCAAUUCACUUCUUACUUUACUUCCGUAUGAAGCAAUGGCUCGGCACUUGGCUCAGAAGUUGGCAUUUGACAAGUGAAGAGAGAGGUCUUUAGAGCCUCUUGUAACUACAAUUCUUCUGCAUAUCUAGCAUCUAACAGUAACAGAACCUUAUCAUCUUCAUUUUUGUAAAGAAAGAUGGGGUGUGGGCAUCAUUUAGGGGAAGAAGAUCAAAGGAUUGGACUAUUGGCAUGUUAGAAAAUCUUUGUGAGUUCUCUUAGUCUAUCUUCUCUCUGCAAAAGGAGUAGUCUGUUAACCUGUAUUUAAAAGAGACUCACCAAGAACUUAAUCAUGGAAGUUUCCUUCUCAGUUGUCUCUGCUUGGACAACUUCUUUGAGGGGUUAAGCUUUUUUGGACUUAUGGAAGAGUACUAAUGAUUGAUUCCGCUUUUCGACAGUGGGGGCAUGUGUUUUCUAUUAAGCGGUUUAAGCCUUUUGUCUCUUCCCUAUAUUUUAAACUAAUCUAGGUGAACUAUGAUUCUGUUCAUUCUGACGCCUUUUAAUUGUGAGAAGAGGGGUUCUAUUUAAAGGCUUGUGGGUUGAUCAAGUGUAAGAGGCCUUCCUGUUCAAGCUCUAGUCAGUACUUACAAAGUUUGAAGAAUAAAAAUAACUUAACAUUUGUGUCCAAUGAGCCACUUAAAAAUAGGCGGAAGGACCAUGAUGAAGCCGAGAUUGAACGCAGAUAGGAGAUGAAGCCCAAAAGCAGUGGAGUGAACAAGAAUCUUGUUGAUUUCCAGGUAUGCCGGAUCAAAGUUCUGAUACCAUCUGUAGACUAGUAGUUUAAGGCACUUUGAUGUCAAAGAAUUGCCGAUCACCAUGAAAUUAGAUUGAAUUACUGAUCAGUUUGAUGUUUCUUACAUAGGGGUUAUACAUUUAAGACAUUUUCUUUGAUUUCUAUUUCUAUGUGCCUCUUUUAUGUUUGUAGAA